AUGUUGCUCAUCCCAGCAUUACUCUCCUGCCUCUCCCUGGCCCAGGCGGCCAACAUUUUCGUGUCUCCCAAGGGCGUCGCGACCCCGGACGGUACCCAAGCCAAGCCCUUCUCCGACAUCCAAGCCGCCGUCAACAUCUCCCAGCCGGGCGACGUCAUCAUUCUCCGCGGCGGCACCUAUGACCUGCUCAAGAACAUCAACAUCACCGUCAACGGCACCGCCGCCGCCCCCAUUACCCUUCACGCUGCCAAGGAUGAGGAGGUCAUUAUCGACGGCGAGGGUCUGCCGGAUACGCCCGCAGCCGUCGGCGCCUCCGUACUCGGCCGGAACCGCGGCGUGCUCCACGUCGAGCGCGUGCAGUACUGGAACUUUGCUCGUCUUACCUUCACUCACGGAGCGUAUGGCGUGUAUGUGAAGGAUUCAAGCAACUUGCGCUUCAACCAGAUCGUCACUCGUGAGAACUACGAGAGCGGUUUCCACAUGCAGGGUGCCCUGUCUAACAACGUUAUCUCCUACCUUGACUCAUAUGGUAACCGCGACCCGAGAAACAAUGGCGAGAAUGCCGAUGGUCUGGCUAUCAAGGAGGGCAAGGGUGAAGGCAAUAUUGUUGUUGGCAGCAGAUUCUGGGAUAACUCUGACGAUGGUGUCGACUUCUGGGAGUUCCACUCCAAGUUGACCAUCAAGGACAGCAUCGCGUGGGGCAACGGCUUCAACCGCUGGAACAUCCCCGACUUCACCGGCAACGGCAACGGCUUCAAGCUAGGCGGCGGCAGCGCAGGCGACAUCCUCCCCGCCGCCCGCGAUGUCAUCAACUGCAUCGCCUUCGGCAACAAGGCCAACGGCUUCACCGACAACUCCCAGACGGGCGCCUUCGCCAUCGAGGACAACACCUCGUGGAUGAACGGCAAGACCGGCUUCCGCAGCGUCAACGCCACGGGCGUCCUCAAGCGCAACGUCGCGGCCCUCAACAACCCCGAAGCUCUCGCCAACGCUACCUACUUUGGCCAGGCCACGCUGCGCGAGCGCCAGACGUCUAUCGGCAACUCGUGGGAUGUCGCUGGCGCUGCGCUGACGAACGCGAGCUUCAAGAGCGUUGAUAUUGGCCUUGUUUCUGGUGCGCGCGGCAAGAAUGGCAAGAUUGUGCCGAGCGACUUUUUGGUGCUUGCCAAUGGUGCCAAGAUGGGUGCUACGACCAACUGGAAAUAA
This is a messenger RNA of Colletotrichum godetiae, 1206 nucleotides long. RefSeq names its product pectin lyase fold/virulence factor. The record is from RefSeq and is a predicted model, not a curated record. Lineage: Eukaryota; Fungi; Ascomycota; Sordariomycetes; Glomerellales; Glomerellaceae. Gene Ontology annotation, cellular component: extracellular region. Bases 1 to 1206 code for a protein of 401 amino acids. The transcript is spliced from 3 exons. Gene Ontology annotation, molecular function: carbon-oxygen lyase activity, acting on polysaccharides.